AUGGCUACGAUCAUUCUAGUGAUACUUUUUGUUAUCUUUGCAAAUAUUUUCGCUAAUAAUCCUGAAUGCGAGAAGAAAUCGUAUUGUGAAUGCUGGAAAUAUAACACUAAUGUAUCAAAUAUUGUUAAUGUACACAACAAAAAUGUGACGUUUAGAAUAAACGUGAAAUCGUGGUCAAAUAUUCAGAUCGAGUGUGGAGAUAUUAGUUGGAAUGAUUUUAAUUUCACGCAAAUAAAAACCAGAGGAAUCCUCGAUUUGAUAGUGUUUAAGAAUUGCACAUUACCAGAAGAAACUAGAUUACAAUAUAUUGUCAGAAAAUUAGGAAUUAAAGAAACAAGUGGACUAGGCUUUCAAUCUUAUAGAAAUCUUAGCAAAAGUCUUAAAAAGAAUCAUUUUCUAGGAUUUCGAUUUUUGAACAAAUUAGAUUUAUCCCAUAACGGUUUAACUAAUAUAUCAUCUGAUUUGUUUAGCAAUUUACCUAAUUUGGAGUUUCUUGAUUUAUCUGAAAAUUCUCUCGUUUUAAGAAAAGAUUUUUUUAAUGAGACUUUGAAUCUUAAGCAACUUGAUUUACAAGGAAAUGGAAUAAAAGAGCUAUCCGAUAAUUUAUUUUAUAAUCUACAUCUUCCAUUACAAUUGUUUAAUCAAAAUAAAAAAUUAUUAAAAGUAGUCCUUAACGAUAAUAAAGGAAGAUUAACAACAUUGACGGAUGAACUUUUAAUGAAUUUAGAAAAUCUUGAAGAGGUUUCUUUCAGAAGAAAUGAAUUUAAUAAUAUACCAGAAAAACUUUUCGGGGGUUCAACAUCGUUAAAAUACAUUGAUUUCAGUGAGAAUUUUAUUAAAGAAUUACCCGAAUACAUCUUUAUAGAAUUAGAAAAUACUGAACGUCUCUUUUUAAGUCACAAUUUGAUUCAGACCCUUCCUGAUACAAUUUUUAAAUAUUUGCAAUAUUUAGAAGUACUCGACUUGUCUUUUAAUCGUAUUAGUUAUGUACCAAGUACACUAUUUAACGGUUUGACAUCGUUAAAAGAACUUAACAUGGAAGGAAAUCAUAUGAGAUAUAUCGAAAAAAUGGAAUUGCAUUUAUCGAACAAUCUAAUGAAACAUCUUUUUUCUGAUUGGACUACAAAUAAACUAGAGUUAGAAUUAUUAGAUCUGAGUUACAACUACAUAAGUAAAAUAACGGUGAAUGACUUUGUUUUUACGUCGGAUAAAGUUCUAGUAGAUCUAAGUUAUAACAACAUAAGUAGAAUUUUACUGAGUAAUAUCGAAAAGUUGGUAAUAUAUAAUAGAGAAAAACGUAAUGUUAUUGUUCACGUUGAAAACAAUCCCUUAAUAUGCGAUUGCAGUUUAUACGACAUUGUGCGUUAUUCUAACGGUGAUAUGCCCAUUACUGUUUAUAAUUUCUUUGAACUUAGAUUAGGAAACUUAACGUGUGUGAAACCUAAUGGAACACAAGGGCCACAAAUUAAUCAGUUGGAUUUUAAAACCUACCAAUGUCUCGAGGAUGACUACUUUCAAAGUGAAAAAAUGUGUCAAACUAGGUGUACUUGUUAUAUAAGACCGUAUGAUACAACGCGAAUUUUAGAUUGUUCGUACAAUAAGUUUUCUCUAUUCAGAAUCGACAAGAAUAAAAUAAAAUUGAAGGAAAGUUUUCCAUUAAUGUUAGAUCUCACAGGGAAUUUUUUAAUGCAAAUACCAUUAGUCGAUGAUUUAGAAACAAUUAUCUUAACGGGAUUAUUGUUAUCUAAUAACAAAAUUUCUGAAAUAUCAGUGUAUAGAUUACCAACAACUCUCAAAGUAUUAGAAUUACAUAAUAAUAAUCUAGUAAAGUUGAGUUACGACGUAAUUCACUACUUGUAUUAUCAAGAUUUGAAAGAAUUAACUUUGAGCGGGAAUCCAUUUAAAUGUGAUUGCGAUUCAAGAUUUUUAUAUUUAUUAGUUUUGAAAUUGCAAGAUACUUAUAAAGAUUUAAAAAAUGUGAAAUGUAAGGACCAUAAUAUUACUUUAGUUGAUAUGACUAUUAAGCAAUUGUGUCCAUCCAAUGUUWCACCUGAAAAAAUCAUCAAAACUGUGGAAUAA
Messenger RNA from Polistes dominula (European paper wasp), 2079 nucleotides. RefSeq lists its product as uncharacterized. The record is from RefSeq and is a predicted model, not a curated record. Gene Ontology annotation, molecular function: protein binding. Lineage: Eukaryota; Metazoa; Arthropoda; Insecta; Hymenoptera; Vespidae. Gene Ontology annotation, cellular component: plasma membrane.